Messenger RNA from Xenia sp. Carnegie-2017, 808 nucleotides. RefSeq lists its product as uncharacterized. The transcript is spliced from 2 exons. Bases 63 to 710 code for a protein of 215 amino acids. The record is from RefSeq and is a predicted model, not a curated record. Lineage: Eukaryota; Metazoa; Cnidaria; Anthozoa; Malacalcyonacea; Xeniidae.
GUUUAUUCAUCAUUUAUUUUUUUGAAGGAGAAUCGUUCAGAAGUCUCUCUUUCCAGUAUCGUAUGGGAGAACGAACGAUAUCUAAUAUUGUACUUGAAACAUGCCAGGCAUUGUACAAAUCAAUGAAACAAAAAUUUCUUACAAUACCGUUGACAGAUAAUGACUGGCGUAAAGUUGCUGAUGGUUUUCACAAACAAUGGAACUAUCCAUGCUGUGUGGGAGCAAUAGAUGGAAAGCAUAUAGCCAUACAACAACCACCACACAGUGGCUCUGAGUAUUUUAAUUACAAACACUAUUUUAGUGUCUUGCUUCUUGCCCUUGUGGAUGCAAACUAUAAAUUCUUAUUUGUGGAUGUUGGGGCUACAGGGCGAGCUGGGGAUGCCGGUGUGUUUAAAAAUUCAUCAUUAAAGAAAGCUUUAGAUGAUAAUUGCCUUCAACUACCACAAGCACAAGCAAUUGAAGGAAUCCAAACAAAGAUCUGUUAUCAUAUCAUUGGUGAUGAUGCAUUCCCAUUGAGAACAGAUAUCAUGAAACCUUAUCCUCAUCGAUAUCUGGAUAAACCAAAACAAAUUUUUAACUACAGACUCUCACGAGCAAGACGUGUAGUUGAAAAUGCCUUUGGCAUUUUAGCCAACAGGUUUAGAGUAUUUCUGACAACUAUCAAACUUGACCCAGAAAAAGUUGUUGACAUUACCUUGCUGCUUGCAUAACUUUAUGAUAGAGAAGAACAAGAAUGAUUAUGUCAAUUUUCGGGAUCAUGAAGACACUGAAAACCAGGUACUUAUACAAGGCCAAUGGAGAGAGAACU